Molecule: messenger RNA, 1029 nt
Organism: Nerophis lumbriciformis (worm pipefish)
Lineage: Eukaryota; Metazoa; Chordata; Actinopteri; Syngnathiformes; Syngnathidae
Source: RefSeq, a predicted model, not a curated record
AUGGCAGAUCCCACCGAACUAAGCCCUGAGUCGGCAGGAGCUGGCAUUGCCGUGGCUGACACCUGUAGUUUGGAGAUAGAGAGGAAGUAUGACAUCAUCCCUGCUGUCAUCUGCUCCAUGUGUUGCCUCUUUGGCAUCAUCUACUGCUUCUUUGGUUACCGCUGUUUCAAAGCGGUCAUGUUCCUGUCAGGUCUGAUGUUUGGCUCCAUCAUCAUCUUCCUGCUGUGUCACAAGGAGCACGUGCUGGACACCCAACUCAGCGUGGAGGCCAGCGCCGGAAUCGGACUGGGCAUCGGCUUGCUGUGCGGCCUGGUGACCAUGUUAGUGCGCAGCGUCGGACUUUUCAUGACGGGCCUCUUGCUGGGCCUCCUCUUGGCUCUGGCCGCCCUGCUGCUCACGCAGCAGUUCUACGCACCCACCACGGUGUGGGUGCCUCUGGGUGCGCUGUUGGGCUCGGGCAUGUUGUUCGCCGUGCUGACACUGCAGUGGCAAAAACUCUUCACCGUCCUCUCCACGGCGGUGUUCGGUGCCGCCAUCAUGACUGUGUGCGCCGACUACUUUGUGGAGAUGCUGGCUUUGGCCACAUACGCAUACGGAUGCCUGCGCCUCUCGCCCGGCCCGCCUCUUUGCUGGUACAGCUGGGUCAUUCUCGGUAUCUGGCCCGCCCUCAGCAUCAUGGGAGUCCUAAUCCAGUGGAAAUUGACGGAUGGCAGCUUCUCCCACACGGAUGUGGUUUUAAGUCGGCGUCAAAAAAGAGUGCAGCUGAUGCGCAUUAGAGAGAAGGACAGCAGGAAGCGGCAGCAGGCAGGUGGGCAGGAAGGCACGUACCGCCGUAAAGCCACCCCAGUCAAACGUUACGCUGGGGACCUUCUGGCGCCGAGCUACCUGCAAAGUCUGCGGGACAGACAAAUGGGCACCGGUACUUCCCUUAGCAGCCAGAGCACGACCAACCACACCGUCAUGGACUUGGACUGUGAAACCGGCUCCACGGUGCCCCUUACGGCGACAACCCCUGUCGUCAGGGUCUGA